AUGUCAAAUGGAGCAGUGCCACAGAGAUGCCUGUCAGACCCUGUGCAAGGAGAGCCCACCUGUAGCUUGGAGCUGCACUCCAUAGGUAAUGUGGAGUUCCAUUCCCGGGUGGAGCGCUUCGAGACCCCUCCGCAAAGCCCGGCUUUCUUCACGCCCCGAUCCCAGGUGCCCUCCAACCUCACCCGCUCUAUGCAGCAGAAACUGCAGAGCGCCAACACGCCGAGUUCAGUCCGAGCCUCCCGCAUUCGCCAGGAGCGGCAGGAGGAGCUGCGUCUACUGCGCUCACAGCCAAUUGCCGAGAAUGCUUGGAUGAAAAGGAGCCUGUCGGACCCCUCCCUGGCUGAGGUGAACUCGCUGCAGCCACCCUUGCGACAAGUGGCUCCUCGCUGCAGGACGCUGCAGUGGCCACCUAUGCGUCCCCGGGAUGUGGAAGCUUCUGAGACCAGAGCCAGCAAUGAUGAGCAGCCCAGGCCAGCAUGCAGUGGUGACCCUGCUUGCCUCCUGGAACCUAGUAAGGAGCUCCAUUCCAGUGCAGAGAUGCUUUCUUCAGGUGAACAGCAGGAGCAGAAGGUGCCUUCACCAGAGGAAAGGCAAAAAGUACCAGCUGAGAUGCUGGAAGGAUCAGCUUGUUUCUUUGGAAAGCAAGAGCUUGAAUUUCUUCCAAGUGAUAUAAUGGAAUUUACAGAAGGUCGGCGGCAGGCAGGGUUGGAAUCUCCUGGAGGAGAUGAGCAAGGUGGGGAGGAGCCACGGUUCGGCUACAUGGAGGAGCAGGUUGAGGGGGAAGGAGAACAGGGUGAGGAGGAGCGACAGCCUCCCUGUGUGGAGGAGGAGCGACAGCCUCCCUGUGUGGAGGAGGAGCGACAGCCUCCCUGUGUGGAGGAGGAGCGACAGCCUCCCUGUGUGGAGGAGGAGCAGGUUGAGGGGGAAGGAGAGCAGGGUGAGGAGGAGCAGCAGCUUGCUGGUGAGGAAGAAGAGCAGCCCACUUGUGUAGAAGGGCAGGGACAAACAAAGGAGGCUCUCAGUGUGGAAGAGCAAGGACAGGUGGAGGAUCCUGGCGUAGAAGAACAAAACGUUCUCCAUACAGUGUUGCGGGGACAGGAUAAAGUUUCAUCUGUUUGGGAGUCCAAGGUUUGGUCCAGAGUGUCUGAGAUGAAGGAAGCACCGUCAGAUAAAGACCUGAGUGAGGAAAUGAGCACCUCUGGGAUGAUUGACCAGCUGUUUGCUGGAGUCCUGGAUACUGAGGAGGAAGAGGAGGACAAGAGAAGGAAAGGACACUGUGAUUCGGAUGCUGCAGAGGGGAAAGGGGAAGAAAUGGGUCUUGCUACUGAGGGUGUUGAGCUGGAGAGUAGGUCACUGGACAGCAGUACAGAUGAACUGUUGACCCUCCCUUCCAGCUGCAUCCUUUCCCCUCUCAGCAAGUCUGUGGAAGCCGUGGUCACUGAUUUGAGACUUGCCUCCAGCUGCCUGCCUGAUGUCACCUCUGUGGAUUGUGUCCCAGAAGGGCCCCAUGACCCCCCACCCUCAAGCACCCCGCUCUACAGCAUUGAUGCAUAUCGCACGCAGCUGCAGAACUCCCGGCAUGCCGUUCACAUUGUAACUCCGACCGCAAGUGGGCAGAGACCGCAAGCAUCCUGCCCCCAGCCGCUGAUCAACACCAAAGACAGGAUCAAGGCUCUCAGCGAGGAUGUGGCCAAACUGCAAGUCGUCAUCACUCAGACCCUGCAGGCGCUGAGCUGCUGCACAGAUGAGGACCAUUGGAAGGGCUCCCCGAUGGAGGCUGAGGCAGAGAAGCUUCUGCUGGUUUCCUGUGAGAAGCGCACAGCCCUGUUGGCUGAGGUGGCACAGCUGAGGGCGGGAGUUGAGUCGGGAGAUGCGGUGACGGCCAGUCCCUCUCAGGAACCCUGCAGGGGCACCGUCACCAUUGCGAACAUACGGCUUCCUCUCAAGGUGGAUUUUGUCUGCUCCUCUCUGACACUCGCAGGUCGACCAACGCACUACUUCUUUGUUCUGAUCCGCUACGGGGCCUGCAACAUCGUGGCCACUCCCCUGGCCAUAGCAGCUGAUGCGCAGACUGGGGACAGCAUCUCCUUCCCUACCUCUGUCACUCUGCAGGACAUCCGCUCCAAUUUUGAGAUCGAUGUGGAGGUCUACAGCUUGUCUCAAACACCAGGGAACGCCAAGAACUUCAACACAGAGCGAUUCUCUAAGUCCAAGGUUACUCCAAAGAAGUUAUUGAGCUCUAUCAAGAGAACCAAUCACAAUGCAGCAUCAACUGCCCUGACAUCUGUGGGUCCCCAGCGUUCCAGUAACUUCUGCCUCGUGGGCUCGCACAAACUCACCCUUGCUUCUCUGGGCCAGACAAAAUUUCCUCUGGACAAGAUGAAGUUUGAUGGCAAAGUCAGGAAGCUUCUCGGGGAUGAAUUUCAGGAGAAGGUGCCGUUCUUGUCGCCGCUAGAGGGGAACAUCUAUUUGCAGCUGAAUUAUGAGAGCCAUUCCAACGUCCAACACAAGGGCUUCCUGACCAUGUUUGAGGCAGUGUGUGAGCUUGGGUCAUGGCAGCGUCGCUGGUUUUCACUGGAAGGGAACCUGCUCUUAUACUGGAACUCCCCCAGCAGUGAGGGUAGCAAGCCUCCAGAGGGCAGCAUCAGCCUAGCCAGCCGUGCUUAUCAGUGUGUAAGGCUGGUGACGAGGGACUCCUGUGCCCGGCCACACACUUUUGAGCUUGUGAGCUAUAAGGCCCUCCAGGAGGAUAGUGGUGUCACACUUGACAAGCACUGGUUCUCAGCUGACACGCGUGAGGAACGGGCCGAGUGGAUGAAGAAACUGAACCAGGCACUUUUGGAUUUGCACACAUGGACUUGUUGUCCAGGGGGCCCAGAGCCCCCCAGGCCAUGUAGGGAGAGCAUGCUGUAAGCCACACUGUCAGCUGCUCCCCCAGCCUUGGGUACCCUGGGCAGGGAUGGCAGGGCCAGUGUCACUUACUUGUACCUUUUAGUAAGAAGUCUGCUCUUUAUCUAAUAACAUGCAUUUCGAUUUUCAUAUUGGGAGAUUUGCAUAAUGCCUGUAAUCGAUUUUCCAUGUUAUGUUUGACAAAUGGGUGUAAAAACCAAGGUGAUCGUAAUGUGCAAUAGGUAUGCAUAUGAAAGCCCCUCUAGAAUGAUCCACUGCUUCUGGACUCCAGGCUGCAGAGUGUGAUUUUGCACGGGUGUGAAGAAUCGUUGAUCUGCUUGAAAUCUUUCCUCCUCUGGACAUGACUGUCGUUUUAUGUAUUUGUUCUAUGUAACACUACAUGUGUACAGAAUAAUACACUUAUUGCAGAGGAUCCCUAUUCCUGUCCAUUCAUUCAUAUGAAGUGAAAAUUCCCUGAAAAACUUUUUAUAAGAAACAUAUACAUUUACUGUGAUGUGGGCCCCUUUCAUGGGUUUAGUAUUGAAGAAUGUAGUUCAUGGUUGAGUUGGUACUUUGCUGUGAUGUUCUGGAAUAGAAUAAUAAAAGGCUGAGAUGCA
Molecule: messenger RNA, 3506 nt
Organism: Paramormyrops kingsleyae
Lineage: Eukaryota; Metazoa; Chordata; Actinopteri; Osteoglossiformes; Mormyridae
Source: RefSeq, a predicted model, not a curated record